UUGUCAUUCAUUGUUUGUGGCCAGCGACCUGCACAGAAUCCUGUACCAGCAUCUCAGCCGCGACAAGCCGUCAAUCCAGGACAAGAUGCUGGUCAAAUUUACACCGGCCUCGGGACCAGUCCCGUUUAUGGCGUAAAUUUGGUACCAUUUGGGCCGGAAGCAGGUGACCAGAAGGUGCAUCCAGGAAUGCUCACAUCUGGGCAGACGAUCAACAUGCACAUGUUCUUUCCAUUCUACGGCGGCCUUUAUAAUUAUUCUGUGCUUUCUGUGAAUGGUUACAUCGCUUUUGCAACAGUCUUGGAUCAAGGCCCAACGAUAAAUGUUGGUGUGGAAUCAACAAAUUGGCCGCAGCAACAAGAUCCGGCAAUGAUUGCACCAUAUCUGUGCAAACAACAGAUCGCGCAGAAUCCAAGUCCAGGGCUGCGAACCGGUGUUUAUUAUCGAUUGAUAUUGCGACAGUCCUUGUUUGGCCGUGGCACCAAUACUAAUAUGCCAUAUGGGGGUACCAUGCAGCAGUCCAGCUUUUUUGGACAACCGGCCAGCAAAGCUUGUCCAAGUACAUCCGAAUCAUACGUACACUGUGAUCGAAACAGCGAUUAUUUUCUGGAUGAAAUGAUGCGAUGGCUUCAAGAGGGUGUAGCUGGGGCAGCAGCAUUUCGCGCUGAUGCAGCGCUGGUGGUCACUUGGUACAAUACAGCAUCGGCAGUCGUCGGCCGAUCCGAUAUUGACGCUGGCCAGUUAUCCACCUACCAAGCAAUAUGGCUCACUGAUCAGGCACUUUUCAACGGCGGCAAUCACACGGGUACAGUGCCAGUGGAUCCAACAUUUAUGUACAAAAAUACACCUAAAGUAUUGGCUCAGCGCUCUGGUGUGCCGCACAUGGUCCGCGGACGGUAUAUGUUCCGGGUCGAUGAUGUAGUCCGGCCAGCUGGAUGCUCUAAUAAAACUGGUGGCACAUUUCCGAUGCUGAUUUAUCCGAACAUUGCGAAUAUGCUCGGUGAAACAGUUGUGGAUGUCAAUGCGCUUUGCCUCGAUCGCACCCAGACAUAUAUUUUAAUGAUCGAACAGCGCCAAACAGCAUCUUGUACAGUGAUCAACUCAGCAAUUGCGCGUUGCCAUCUGCCAAAAAUCUAUGACUGGGGCACUAAAACCGUUUAUUUUCAACCACAGACUGGUGCUAGCACUGAUGAUAAAGCUUUCGUCGGUUAUAUCUACUUCGGUGAGCCACAAUUUUUUUACAAAAAAUUGCUGAAAACUGGUUAG
This is a messenger RNA of Gongylonema pulchrum, 1263 nucleotides long. The record is from the annotation of a GenBank genome assembly. Lineage: Eukaryota; Metazoa; Nematoda; Chromadorea; Rhabditida; Gongylonematidae.